AUGGCGGGCAAGAAGAAGAAGAAGAACAAAUCGCGCGGGAACUCGAACUCGCGCCCGAACUCGCCGCCGCGCGCGCCGAGGACGGCCGAUCCCGCGCCCGCUUCCAGCAGCGACGACGGCACGACGGCAGAGCAAAAGAUGAUCGCGGAAUUGGAGGCGCAAGUGCAGGCGCGGAACUCCCCGGGGGGAUCCCCCGCCUCCGCGAUCGCGUCCGCGAUCGCGUCCCCCGCGGACGCCGCGACCGGCGCGCCCACGCCGCCGCCGGAGCCGCCCGCGCCGGACCCGUGGCCGAAGGUCUCCGCCGAAUCGCGCGACGCGUGGCUCGCGGAAUUCGACGCCCUGAACGACACCGGCACGGAGUCCUUAGAGGGCGGGAAGAUCGUCGAGGUCCUCCUCAGAGCCGGCGUCCCGAACGAAACCCUGCGCGUGAUCUGGGACCUCGCGGACGAGGACCAGGACGGGAAGAUGUCCGCGGACGAGUACGUCAUCGCGAUGUACCUCACCGAGCGCGCCAAGGCGGGGGUUUCCCCGCCCGUGUCGCUGUCGGAGCUCCCGGACGACACGUUCGAUCCGGACGCGCGCGGGGCGGCGUCUGAAUCGGCGGAGAAGGAGGAAGAGGAAGAGGCGUCUGAAUCCGAGUCGGAGUCGGAGUCGGAGUCGGAGUCGGAGUCGGAGGACGCGCCCGCCGCCCCGGAGGCGGCGCACGACGAGACGGAAGUCCCCGCCAAGAGAUCUCCACCCGUCGUCGAGAAGGUCAAGAGCGCGAAAGAGAAGCCGGCGGCGGCGAAGAAGGACAAAAGGAAGUCCUUGGACGCGAUCGUCUCUCCGAACGCGACUUCCGCGGAGCUGAGGAGGGUGCUCAUGACGUACAAAACGCGCGCGGAGGACGCGGAGAAGGCGUCCAAGGCGGCGAAAUUCCGCGCGGACGGCGCCGAGCUCGCGGCGUUGACAUACGAGGAGCGAGCGAGGGCGGCGGAGGACGCGAUGGAGGCGAUCCUGGAGGAGAAGAGCGCGCAAGAGCAGGAGAUUGAAGCCGCGGGCGGCGCGGCGGCGGCGGCGACCGCCACCGCCGCGGAGGAGAAGAAGCGCGCGAAGGACGCCGUCGCGUUCGCGCAGAGAGCGAACGAGGCGGUCAGGCGGGCGCUCGCGCAGGCGGCGGCGGCGGAGACGGACGCGCGCGCGUUCAAACGCGGGUUCAAGAAGAUGAUCGCCAUCAUGCGCUCCGAGCCGGAGCAGCGCGAGUUUUUGAUGAACCCGACGUUCGAGCUCGACUCUGAAUCGGAGGCGUCGGACGACGACGACGACGACGACGACGACGACGGCGGCGACGACGACGACGGCGCCGACGUCGUCGCCGCCGGGUUCGAGACCCUGCGCGGGUUUCUCGUCGAACAAGCGGAGGAGCUUCGCGAGUUGCGGCACCGGUACGAAGGCGACGGCGGGAUCCUCGGCAUCGCGAACGCGCCCGCCAACUCCCGGGCGCGGAAGCUCGCGGAGGACGCCGCGAACGCCGCGGCGGUGGUGCGAACCCCCGGGGCCGCCGUCGCCGUCUCCCCCGGAAGCGCGCUCGGGACCCACGCGUCGACGGGGGGCAGCCCGUCCGCGUUCGGCGCGGGCGAACACGGGUUCUCGCGCGCGCUCAAGGGCAUGGACAAGGACGAGCUGUGCUCCGAGCUCGAACGCUUGCGACGGUACACGUACCGCCUGCAGAGGAAGCUCGAGGACGCGCGACGCGCGGCGACGCAGAGCGAGUACAAGGCGGCGCGCGCGGCGGAGGAGAGAGACGACGCCGUCGCGUACGCCGAGCGCAGAGCGCAGACGGCGCUCGCGGACCGAGAGGACACGGAGAUCAAGGCGAAGCUCGCCGCCGCGGAGGCGCAGCGGCUGCGCGAGGAGGGACAGAACCUGCGCACGGUGAACCGCGCGCUAUCGAGGCAGGUGGACGCCGUCGCGGGCGUCGGGGCGUCGCCGCGCGCCGCCGUCGCGGAAGCCGCGGGGCUCUCCGGGCUGGGAUCGCGGUCCCCGCGAGGGAGCGACGCGGGACGCGACUUCACUCUGGCGUCGCCGUCCUCCGCGAUCGCGCGCGACUCCGUGACGAAGUUCCAGCGCGGACCGGACGGCGUGGACGCGUACCUGCGCGAAGCCGCGGCGGCGGCGGCGGCGGCGCGCGCCGCCAUCGACGGCGUGGACGCGAUCGAAGCCGCCGCGCGGUCGAUCGAGGCCGCCGCGCGCGUCGGCGACCAAGAGUCCGUGGAGAACUGGAAAGAAGUCGUCUGGGCGCUGAGAGGCGAGUCGCCGCCGCCGGAGGCGAUCGAGGGAUUCAAGAUUGCCCGACCGCGGACGCCGCCGGAGCCGGACGACGGGCUGCCGCCGAUGCCGAACUCGACGCCGACGACGCGGAGACCCGCCGCGAGCGCGGUGAGUCCCUCGUCGGCGUCGGCGCCGAAGCCGCGCCUCCAAUCCGUCGCGGUCGCGAGCCCGUCGUUCGUCGCGCCGGCCGCGCGCUCGCCGGGUUCGUCCUCGCGUCGCUCCUCGCAGAUGUUCUCCCCGACGGGGGGCGGCGCCGCGCGCGAACGCGACGUCCGCCGCGCGGCGACGCCGGAGUUCUUGCGCGCGGCGCGCGCGGCGUGGGACGCGCAGAUCGCCGCCGCCGUCGCGGAGGAGGAAGCGGAGAACGAGCAGCUCUCGGCGAUGGAGUCCGAGCUCGUGCGAACCGGCGCGAUGGCGCCGAACCCGCUGCGGUUGCCGUCCCACAUGCGAGUGAAAUCGACGGAGAAGACGGCGAAAGACGUGGACGCGCUCGUGGAGCGGCUCAAGGACACGCUGCACGAGAACGGCGCCGACGUGUCGCUCGUGCGAAAAUCGGAUUUCAAAUACGUCUUGUCCUCGGUCGAAGACGCCGCCGCCGGGGGCGGCAAGGCGUCCGCGGAGCGCGUCGUCGGCGGAAGCAAGAACUACUUCAAGUCCUUCGGCGCGGCGCACGCGCGGCGCGACGCGGACCGCAAGCGCCCGGACCCGAUGAUCGUCGUCCUGAAGAUGGAGAACCACGCGCUUCUCGUGUACAAGGGCGCGACGGCGCGCGCGGCGGAUUUAUUCGACGUGGUCGUCAAGUACGCCACGCCGACGCCGACGCCGAGGUCGGUCGGUCGCUCGCGAGGCGCGAAGGAGAACGCCAACCCGUUCGCGCCGUCGUUCUACGGCGGGUCCCUCAGCGGGUCGCCGUCCGUCGCCGCGGAGACGCACCUGAGGUACGACGCGUCGUUGGCGGCGUUCACCGGUCGCGAGAAGCCGCGGAGCGCGGCGGCGGGGACGGGGACGGGGACGGGGACGGGGACGGGGAUCCCUCCGCCGAAGAUUCCUCUGCCGGCGGGCGGCGCGUCCGCGUCCGCGUCGUCGGGGCAUCACAAGGAGAAGAAGCGUCGGAGCCGGAGCAAGCAGCCGUCGCCGCGGUACGCGUGAUGGACGGGACGGGACGGGACGACGCGAGCGCGAGACGCGUUCGGCCAGCGACGCGGCGCCGUCGGCUUCUUUUUAAUCGCAUCCGUCGCGUCCCCGACCGCCGUCGGGAGUUGUAUUACAGUACCGAGUUCAUC
Molecule: messenger RNA, 3593 nt
Organism: Micromonas pusilla CCMP1545
Lineage: Eukaryota; Viridiplantae; Chlorophyta; Mamiellophyceae; Mamiellales; Mamiellaceae
Exons: 1
Coding region: 1-3459 (1152 amino acids)
Molecular function (GO): protein binding; calcium ion binding
Source: RefSeq, a predicted model, not a curated record